Vollenhovia emeryi is the source of this 3743-nucleotide messenger RNA. RefSeq names its product WD repeat-containing protein 60. Bases 182 to 3145 code for a protein of 987 amino acids. Lineage: Eukaryota; Metazoa; Arthropoda; Insecta; Hymenoptera; Formicidae. The transcript has 16 exons. Gene Ontology annotation, molecular function: dynein heavy chain binding; dynein light chain binding. Gene Ontology annotation, biological process: intraciliary transport. The record is from RefSeq and is a predicted model, not a curated record. Gene Ontology annotation, cellular component: cytoplasmic dynein complex.
GACUAGUAUUAAACACCCGUGACAAAUGGCCGGAAUAAAAAUCUCUCCUUUUAUAAGCGCCGCCUCGAUCAAUUUUGUUCAUUUCCCCACUUCAUCAGUUGGUUAACAUUUAUUUGAGUUUACUUUAGUUAAAUAUUGAAUACGUUUAACGCGAGCGCCAUAAUUUAAUUGCCGGUAUCAGAUGCCGCUCGGUAGUCGCGCAACUGCGUCCUGCCAGUCUAGUGGAGCAACUAAGAAAAUUGGACCUAAAGAUGACGUCAAGACGCGCGCGCGGUCGAAACCGAAAACGCCGUCGAGCAACGAGGGCAACGCAGAAACGCCGAAGAAGUCGGAUUCCAAUUCCCUGAGGAAGUCUCAGGCUGUCGAGCACAGAGGAGACGGAGACAGAGCGUCGAAAGCGUUACAGAAUACCUCGACGAGGACGCAGCCGACCAGAAGCACCGUUAAGCCGUCCGUCGGGUCCUCUCAAGUUAAGACUGUCAAGCAAGUGUCCUCGACAUCGAAAUCUAGUCUGCUCAAUGCCUCGUCCGGUCGCUCGUUAACGAAGAGCAAUAGUACAACCACUAAGGCACGAUCCGGAAAUGCCCCGAAAUCGAGCGACGACAGUACGGUCAAAAAGAGGAAGUCCAGAGAACCAGCGGGAUAUUCAGAGAAGAGAGGUCAGAGUACGAUAUACGUGCCGAAGUCGACCGCGAGUAAGCUCGGUGUUAAACCUAACGAGAAGAUUGCGCAACUGGCGUCGAGGGACAAGGAGAAGUUGCAAGAGUUCCCUGCGCCCGACCGAACCAAGCCGCGAAUAUCGUCCAGAGAACGUAGGAAAUCGAGGACGCUGAGCCCGAGCGAAGUUAGGAUGCUGCACAGCGCCGUGAGGAGACCGGAUGUCGUGGAAAAGGCGGAGCAAAGGAAAGAAGGCCGUUCUCGUACGCAAGCGGACGAGGCGGACUACGACUACGAGGACGAUUUUGAGGAUUACGAGUCAGACUUUCAAGAAUGCACCGACAGCGACACUCCCUCGAUUAGCGAAAAAUCAGAUAGCGGAAGUAGUUCCCACUUGGAGCCUAUCGAAUUGCAAGCCCGAGAGAAGAAGCGCACGGAACACGCGAAGGUCGAAGAGGAACGUAUGCUCGAUUCGGGGCAUUACGAUCUCGCGGAAGCGAGAAAACGGGCGGCGCGAGUAGAAGCUGUGCUCCUAACGCAGUCCAACACGCCGCCGUUGCCCGAAUUAAGGGAGCCAGUUGGCAAGACGUUUAGCGACGACAGACCGGCGGAGAGUAAAUCUUUGCCGUCGUCCGCCGACGAGGGCUUCGAGGACAGCCGUUCUGGGGACUUUACCAGAUCUCCGCCGCUGUCGCAGGCGCCGCUUAUCGAUUUUCGUAAGCCGAAAGAGGAGCAACGUGAAGAGAACACGCGAAAGCCUCGGAGCAGAGGCGAGGAAUUGUUAGAGAUGAUAAAGCUGGACUUUAUGGAAUGGUCGUUACUGGAGUGCAACCCCAUACCUUAUGACGAAUUCAUAAGAAAUUACGGGAAAUUAAAUACGCAACAAGUGUUUACGCAAACCGGCGACGACAACAUGGACAUUGAGAUACAAACGGACGAGGUGCCUUGUAAGAACAAGUGGACGCAGUUUCCUAUAACUUGUAGAAAAAGCUUGCGUGAUAAACAAGAUAUAAACUUAUUUAGAAUGGAACAAAUCGGCGUCGGAAACGAUUUGGACGAAACGGACGAUAUAAGUUUUUCGUCACGUCCGUCGUACGACGUGUUACGGUUAAACGAUUUCCUUAAUCGCGCGAGCGCGGUUGUAUUGUCGUUGCUAGAAGAGAGAGAACACGGUGGCACCGUUUUUCAAAGCGACGUAGACGAGUUAUCGUUCAGCGAUGGUUUCGUGAAGCUCUCUGUAGAUACAGUAACAUUUUUAGCUACCAGGCCGGUUAAGAUAAUACAUUAUUCGAACGCCUUAAAUAAAGUUCUGCUUACUAUACACGCGCCAGUAGAAGAGGAGAUCGAAACUAUAAGCAAGCAAGAUUACAUCACCGACUGUUGUAUCGGAUGCGUUUGGAAUAUUUCCGAACCAUCGAUGCCGAAGAAAUUAUUCUACUCGCAAUGCCCUAUUACCGCCUGUUGCUUUCACUUGACGAAUUGCAACACGGUGUUCGCCGGGCUCGAGGAUGGGUCGCUAAGUCUCUGGGACCUCAAGGAGGACGAGAUGUGGCAUCAGAAGAUUACGGAUAAAGCUAACGAGUUUGAUUGGGUAAUCAGAACGCCUACUUACGCGACAACGGUGGAGCUAGACGCGCAUACGUCGCAAGUUGUUGCGAUACGCGUGCUGUCCAAGAUCGAGACUGCCUCUGCGAAAGAAAGGAGCAACAAAUUCGUUCCCAUUCAGAUAUGUAGUUUAGACGAGGAUGGUUGUCUCAUAAUAUGGAGUAUUGUGCAUAACAUGGGUAUAAAUAUCGACGAUCUGGGACUCUCUCACUGGGGCGACAUAAGACUCGUAAAUAAUCAGAAAACGUUUCUGACGAAGAAAGACGCAGAAAUAAUGAACACGUUUGUCGAUAUGCAUGUGGACAGUGCGAAUACAAAUAACAUUUAUAUUGCGACUAACAGUACUGAUGUCUUGCAUGCUACUUACAUUGGUAACAGAACUAACCCAUUAACAUAUAAACCAGCUGAAAUAAGUGAAUGCGGUGCUUCAACUUGCAUCGACGUUUGUCCUUUCGAUCGAUCCUUUUUCUGGGUCGGCUGUGAUGACGGAACGAUUCGACUUCAUUACUUAAAUGUGGAGAGACCGAUCGUACAACUGAAAAACGAGCAGUAUACGGACGAGAUUAAAAUUUUGCAAUGGUCGAAAACGAAACCGUUGACUAUAUAUACUUUGGAUAAUAAUUCUCGAAUUCACGUGUGGGAUUUGAGUCAGAGUGAUAUUUGUCCUAUACAUACGUUAUCUAUGAAAAAGUUGGGGAAGAUAAGCAGCAUGCAGCUGUCUCCUUGCAUAAUAGAUCAAGAUAUGACAAAUCAAUACCUGGCCCUUGGUACGGAAUCUGGCAAUGUGGAGGUACACAAACUCAGAAGAGGUUUCUGCUAUUCAAAGAAAGAGGAAUUUUUACAAGAACUGAACCUAUUUUCGCGAUACGUUUCGGUAUCGUAAACGGAGAUAGAUAUAUGAUAGAUAUAUCGUCAAAAAGAGAAUACAGGCACUAAUAGUAUUUCUAGAAUUGUUAUUUCAAGGACUUGAAUGUAGAAAGAUUCACAGAUUUUAUACUUCCAGUGUAUACGUGCACUUGCAAUGGUUACAACAGAUCGUUGAGAUACUAGUCAUAGAAAGUAAUACUUUAACACAAUUGAACAAUUUUAAUCAACAAGGGAUAUACAAUUUCACGUAAUCCAAUUUGUAAGAUUUGCAAAGUAAGACGUAGUGCUAAUCACAUUUGAUAACUACGAAUAAUAUUGAAUUUUUCGUAUGUGCAAUCAAGUACGUUUAAACUGUUAUAAUUUUAUAUAUAUAUCUUACAAGCGCGUUAUAUGUAAAACGAAUGAGAUUUUUGCGCACUUAUUCGUAUCUUUCUAUUAUAUACAUAUCACAAUAUUCCGUCCGGGAAAAAUAAGUACUAUUAAAUGUAGAUGAAAAUAGUAUUCGUAUUUAUACAUACAUUUAUAUAGUGUAUCGUAUAAAAUAUAUUAUAUAAAUAAGGACAAAUGAUAAGAUUGUACAAUCGAAAUAUACAUAGAAUUUUAUACAUAGCCUA